Molecule: messenger RNA, 2763 nt
Organism: Heterocephalus glaber (naked mole-rat)
Lineage: Eukaryota; Metazoa; Chordata; Mammalia; Rodentia; Bathyergidae
Gene: Hspa1l
Product: heat shock protein family A (Hsp70) member 1 like
Molecular function (GO): ATP-dependent protein folding chaperone; ATP binding
Source: RefSeq, a predicted model, not a curated record
GAGAAGGUCCGCAGCGUCCCGGAAUUACGGUGGCCCCGGCCAGCCGCCGCAGCGUCUGUCCUCCUUGUGCAGCCGCUGCUGCACCCCGGGACGGGCAGGUCUCGGGGACGGGCUUGGGGCCGGAGGGCGAUAUGGCCCUGGUCGGGAGAGUCCGCAGGGCCUCGCGUGUCUAAUGACGCACCUCCAGCCACGUUACAAUGGCUGUGUCGUUUCUGGCCUCACCGACCGGUUAAGUAUGGGGCAGCGGCACCAGAUCGGCUCAGAGCUGAGGGCCGGGCGGGGCCGGGGGUGGGGGCGCCAGCCCGUGGGGUUUGGGUGUUUGGGGAGUUCCCAGUCGCAGGGGCUCCGGGAUCUACAAGUUUCCAAACUGGAUCGAAGGCGGACAGUGAACAGGCCCCAGACAACCAUGACUACUACUAAGGGAAUGGCCAUUGGCAUCGACCUGGGCACCACCUACUCGUGCGCGGGGGUGUUCCAGCACGGCAAGGUGGAGAUCAUCGCCAACGACCAGGGCAACUGCACCACCCACAGCUAUGUGGCGUUCACCGACACAGAGCGGCUGAUCAGGGAUGUGGCCAAGAACCAGGUGGCCAUGAAUCCCCAGAACACUGUCUUUGAUGCCAAACGUCUGAUUGGCCAGAAAUUUAAUGAUCCUGUUGUGCAGUCUGAUAUGAAACUUUGGCCUUUUCAAAUGAUCAAUGAAGGAGGCAAGCCCAAGGUGGUGGUGUCCUAUAAAGGGGAGAAUAAAGCUUUUUACCCUGAGGAGAUCUCUUCCAUGGUACUGACUAAGAUGAAGGAGACUGCAGAGGCCUUUUGGGGCCACUCUAUCACCAAUGCUGUGAUCACCGUGCCAGCCUAUUUCAAUGACUCUCAGUGCCAGGCCACCAAGGACACGGGUGUGAUUGCAGGAUUCAAUGUGCUCAGAAUCAUAAAUGAGCCCACAGCAGCCGCCAUCGCCUAUGGUCUGGAUAAAGCAGGGCAGGGAGAGAGACACGUCCUCAUCUUUGACCUUGGUGGAGGCACUUUUGACAUGUCCAUCCUGACCAUAGAUGACGGGAUUUUUGAGGUGAAGGCCACGGCCGGCGACAUGCACCUGGGCGGGGAGGACUUCGACAACAGACUCGUGAGCCACUUCGUGGAGGAGUUCAAGAGGAAGCACAAGAAGGACAUCAGCCAGAACAAGCGGGCCGUGCGGCGGCUGCGCACCGCCUGCGAGAGGGCCAAGAGGACGCUGUCGUCCAGCACGCAGGCCAGCCUGGAGAUCGACUCUCUGUUCGAGGGCAUCGACUUCUACACGUCCAUCACGCGGGCGCGCUUCGAGGAGCUGUGCUCGGACCUGUUCAGGGGCACACUGGAGCCUGUAGAAAAGGCUCUUCAGGAUGCCAAGAUGGAUAAGGCUAAGAUCCAUGACACUGUUUUAGUGGGCGGCUCCAUGCGCAUCCCCAAGGUACAGAGGCUGCUUCAGGACUAUUUUAAUGGCCGUGAUCUCAACAAGAGCAUCAACCCUGAUGAAGCAGUGGCCUAUGGGGCUGCAGUAAAGGCAGCAAUCUUGAUGGGGGACAAGUCUGAAAAGGUACAGGACCUGCUGCUGCUGGACGUGGCGCCCCUGUCGCUGGCGCUGGAGACGGCCGGGGGUGUGAUGACCAUCCUGAUCAAGUGCAACUCCACCAUCCCCACCAAGCAGACACAAAUCUUCACCACCUACUCGGACAACCAGCCCGGGGUGCUGAUCCAGGUGUACGAGGGCGAGCGGGCCAUGACGAAGGGCAACAACCUGCUGGGGCAUUUUGACCUGACUGGAAUACCUCCUCCUCCCGGGGGAGUCCCUCAGAUCGAGGUGACCUUCGACAUUGACGCCAACGGCAUCCUCAACGUCACGGCCACCGACAAGAGCACGGGCAAAGCCAACAAGAUCACCAUCACCAACGACAAGGGCCGGCUGAGCAAGGAGGAGAUCGAACACAUGGUUCUGGAAGCUGAAAAAUAUAAAGCUGAAGAUGAGGCCCAAAGGGAGAAAAUUGCUGCCAAAAAUGCCUUAGAAUCCUAUGCUUAUAACACGAAGAGUGCUGUAAGUGAUGAUGGUUUGAAGGGCAAGAUUAGUGAGUCCAAUAAAAAGAAAAUGCUGAGUAAAUGCCAAGAGGUCUUUUCCUGGCUGGAGGCCAAUCAAAUGGCUGAGAAAGAUGAGUUUGACCACAAGAGGAAAGAAUUGGAACGGAUAUGUAAUCCAAUCAUCACAAAGCUCUACCAGGGAGGAUGUACUGGGCCUGUGUGUGGAACAGGGUACACGCCCGGGAGGCCUGCAGCAGGCGGCCCUACCAUCCAAGAGGUAGAUUAAUGUUUUCUGGAACUAGAGGGUUCUAAGGUGCUUCUAGGUCAAUUUUAAUACUUUCCUCUUCAAACAUUCUUAUGAUUCCUGGAUUGACUGGACCUGAACCUAAGUUUCCUUUGGGAUUCUGAUGGAGAAGUCUCACAAAUCAUUCUUUCAUACUCCAACAUCCUGUCUGUGGCUCUAAAAUGGACUUUCUAAGGAAAACUAGGCCCCUCUGAACCAUCUGGGGAUUUGGAAUGUCUCAUAUAUUUCCAGACACAGCAAUUUCCUCCUUCCUGCAAGGAUGGUUGUCACUCCGUAAAUGUGUUCCUAAAGGAAAUUACUUCUGGUAUCUUUAGGCUAUGAGUGUACUUUGAGAAGUGAAGGGCAGAUAAUAGAGAACAUGUGCUCUCUGUGAGCUGGUUGUGAAUGAUUAAAUUGGUAAGGGGAAAGUA